GGGGCCGCCGUGGCGGGAGAAGCGCUUCCGGUGGUGGCGGAGGCGGCGCCGAGCGGGUCCUGAGAGCGGCGCGGGCGGUGGCCCGGGGGGGAGCGAUCAGAAGUCUCAAAUGGUUUUGUGUUGCUUCUGGAGGCUCCAAGGAUGAACCUGUUUCCUAUGCUGUUUCCAGCCGUCCAGCGGCUGUGCACCUUCCUUGGCUCGAGGCCUGGCAUCACUCCACGCUCUGCUUGCCCCUCGUCACAUCCACUUCCCUGACUCUGCCUCUCCUGCCUCCUUCUUCCUCUUAUAAGGACCCGGCCUGAAUAAUCCAAGUCCAGGACAAUGUCUGGAGAACUUCCACCAAAUAUUAACAUCAAGGAACCUCGAUGGGAUCAAAGCACUUUCAUUGGACGAGCCAAUCAUUUCUUCACUGUAACUGAUCCCAGGAAUAUUCUCUUAACCAAUGAACAACUGGAGAAUGCAAGGAAAGUAGUGCAUGAUUACAGGCAAGGAAUUGUUCCUCCGGGUCUCACAGAAAAUGAGUUAUGGAGAGCAAAGUACAUCUACGAUUCAGCUUUUCAUCCUGACACCGGUGAAAAGAUGAUUUUGAUAGGAAGGAUGUCAGCUCAGGUUCCAAUGAACAUGACCAUCACAGGUUGUAUGAUGACAUUCUAUAGGACCACGCCGGCAGUGCUCUUCUGGCAGUGGAUCAACCAGUCCUUCAACGCCGUGGUCAAUUACACCAACAGAAGUGGAGACGCUCCCCUCACUGUAAAUGAAUUGGGAACAGCUUAUGUUUCUGCAACAACAGGUGCUGUAGCAACAGCUCUGGGACUCAAUGCAUUAACCAAGCACGUCUCUCCGCUCAUAGGACGAUUUGUUCCCUUCGCUGCGGUAGCUGCUGCUAAUUGCAUUAAUAUUCCAUUAAUGAGGCAAAGGGAGCUCAAAGUUGGCAUUCCUGUCACAGAUGAAAACGGGAACCGCCUGGGGGAGUCGGCAAAUGCUGCCAAACAAGCCAUCACGCAGGUGGUCGUCUCCAGGAUCCUCAUGGCGGCCCCCGGCAUGGCCAUCCCUCCGUUUAUCAUGAACACUCUGGAAAAGAAAGCCUUCCUUAAGAGGUUCCCAUGGAUGAGCGCACCUAUUCAAGUUGGAUUAGUUGGUUUCUGUUUGGUGUUUGCUACACCUCUGUGCUGUGCUCUGUUUCCUCAGAAAAGUUCCAUGUCUGUGACAAGCUUGGAGGCGGAGCUGCAAGCCAAGGUCCGAGAGACCCAUCCUGAAUUACGGCGCGUGUACUUUAACAAGGGAUUAUAAAGUAGGGAAAGAAACAUCUUCAGAGUAUCCUGCCAACCACAAGGCUGGUGUAGCCAAGUUGGUGAGGAAUGUCCUCGUCGACCUGGGUUCUCCCGGUGACAGGAACCUUUUCAAGACCCACAUUAGCCUUUUAGAGUCAAGCUGCUACUACAGCACAGCACCUGGGGUGGCCCAGGUGCCCCACACCUGUGGGCCCCUUACAUUUGAAUCAUGGUAUAAUUUACAGAAACACCCCUCCUGUAGCUUUUGUAGUCACUGUUUUUUCAAAGACAGCAUCCCAACCCUCACCCAGAGUUUUCAAAAGCACCAGUAGGCGUAGAGUAGAUAUCCCCUACGUUGAUUGUCAGUCAGUGAAAAGGAAAUCUGUUUAAAAUACUGAAUUUUAAACCACUCUUGUUUCAAAUCAAGGAGAGCUCAGUAGUGAGUUGAGAAAACACAAAAGCUCUGAGGCUAAACUGAAAAAAAAUGACUCGUACACAUUAAGGACAGUUUGCUUUUCUGCCCAGUUUGGGCAGGAGGCAGCCUGAAGCAGAUGGUGAGUUUUUCGGAUUUGCAAGAUAGAAGCUCCUUCGUAUACCUCCCAAAAGUCAAAGUGAUAGACAGUUGUGAUGCAAGGUCCCUGCUGUCAACAGCUGUGUGCUUUCAUAUUGCUGGUGGAUUUCUUUGGUUGAGUUUUAAAUUUAUCCUAUUUUACAUUCUUAUGAAGAUAUUAAUCUUACCUUGUACUUGUUGACUUUACAUUCAAUCAUUUUAAAUCAACCAAGCAAAUAACUAAAAUGCACAAAUGUCAAAUUUUGGAAGUAUAUUCAAAACCAGCACUGUAUGACUGGGUUGAAUCUGGCUUGAUUUUUUUUUUUUUUUUUUUAA
Hippopotamus amphibius kiboko is the source of this 2157-nucleotide messenger RNA. It is a transcript of the gene SFXN1, whose product is annotated as sideroflexin 1. Bases 322 to 1290 code for a protein of 322 amino acids. Gene Ontology annotation, cellular component: mitochondrial inner membrane. The record is from RefSeq and is a predicted model, not a curated record. The transcript has 12 exons. NCBI's taxonomy places the organism in Eukaryota, Metazoa, Chordata, Mammalia, Artiodactyla, Hippopotamidae. Gene Ontology annotation, biological process: serine import into mitochondrion; monoatomic ion transport. Gene Ontology annotation, molecular function: monoatomic ion transmembrane transporter activity.